Magnolia sinica is the source of this 2434-nucleotide messenger RNA. Its product is annotated as oligopeptide transporter 5-like. The record is from RefSeq and is a predicted model, not a curated record. Gene Ontology annotation, biological process: transmembrane transport. The transcript is spliced from 9 exons. Lineage: Eukaryota; Viridiplantae; Streptophyta; Magnoliopsida; Magnoliales; Magnoliaceae. Bases 1 to 2412 code for a protein of 803 amino acids. Gene Ontology annotation, molecular function: oligopeptide transmembrane transporter activity.
AUGGCUGUUGCUUGUUGGGAUGACUCCCUUGGCCUUGAGGUACUGAUGGAGAUGGUCGAUUUUGCUGAUUUUACUACGGUCGGGGUGGUAGGGCUACUGUCAUGGAACCUUGUUCUAGCUUUGCAAUUUCCGUCAUCUUUUGGAUGCGGAGCUAUUCUAGAUUCUUCGGGAAUAGGAAGAUUUGGUAAAGGAGUAUCUGGAAGAGGUGCACUUGUGAAGGAUUAUGCAGAUGAAAUCAAUGAUGCUCCCAUCGAACAAGUGCGGCUCACCGUUCCUAUCACUGACGAUCCGACAUUGCCUGCUUUAACGUUACGAACAUGGGUCCUAGGACUCAGUUCGUGUGUUUUUCUUGCUACUAUAAACAAGUUCUUUAGUUACCGUCAAAACCAAAUGAGGAUACCAGGGAAUUGUAUCUUAAUCAUAGCUUUUCCGAUUGGGAAGCUGAUGGCAGCCACACUUCCAUCGAAACUAGUAAGGAUACCAGGGACGAGGUGGACAGCUUCGAUGAAUCCUGGACCGUUCAACAUAAAAGAGCAUGUCUUGAUCUCGGUCCUUGCCUACGCAGGGACCUUACCUCCAUAUUCACUAGCGAUUGUGUCCCAGAUGAAGGUUUUCUUUCAUAGGAAAAUCAAUCCCUUGGCAGCCCUAUUGGUAACCCUAACAAGUCAACUGUUGGGCUAUGGGUUUGCUGGACUAUUUAUCAAGAUCCUCGUUGAAUCUCCCUACAUGUGGUAUCCUGCCCUCAUGCCUUUUGUUUGGCUCUUCAGGACAUGGCAUGAGAAGAUAGUAAGGCAGAAAGGACAGCUAACAAGACUCCAGUUCUUUAUAAUAGUUGCGAUCUCAAGCUUUGCCUAUUACAUUGUUCCUAACUAUUUCUUCCCUUCCAUAAGUGCCCUCUCAUUUGUUUGUUGGAUUUGGAAAGACUCUGUCACAGCCCAACAACUAGGCUCUGGUUUCCAUGGCUUUGGCUUUGGUGCUUUCGCUUUGGAUUGGUCUACCAUAUCUAGUUUUCUGGGCAGUCCUUUAGUAUACCCGGUGUUUGUAGCAAUAAACAUGAUUGUUGGGUUUAUAUUAAUCCUUUACAUAAUAACCCCCAUUGCUUAUUGGACUAAUUCAUACAAUGCCAAGCGAUUUCCGCUCUUUUCUUCUGAUCUAUUCGAUGCUAAUGGAAAUGUAUAUAACAUCUCUCGAGUUAUGAAUCCAAAAAAGUUUGUAUUUGACCAACAUGGAUACGACAAUUACUCAAAGAUCUACCUAAGUAUCUUCUACGUAUACAGUUUUGGUCUGACGUUUGCCUCCAUAACAGCUAGCCUCACUCAUGUUGCUCUCUUCUAUGGGAGGUCGAUUUGGGAUCAAUUAAAGGAGGCAUAUUCAAACGAGAAACAGAUGAAUGAUAUCCAUUCUAGGAUAAUGAAGAAGAAUUAUGAUCCUAUACCUCAAUGGUGGUUUUAUGCUAUCUUGAUUUCGAUGUUGGGCCUUGCAAUUUUUGCUUGUGAAGGAUUUGGAAAACAGUUUCAACUUCCCUUCUGGGGAGUUCUACUUGCAUGUGCAAUAGCUCUUGUAUUUACCAUUCCUAUUGGUGUACUUAAAGCGACAAUGAAUCAGAGUAUAGAGCUAAACAUUGUGUCCGAGUUGAUAUUAGGGUAUCUGUACCCAGGAAAGCCUCUUGCAUAUCUGACGUUCAAAUCCUACUGCAUGAUUUGCUUGUCCCAUACUCUCGACUUUAUUAGCGACAUGAAGCUAGUUUACUACAUGAAGAUUCCUCCAAGAUCAUUCUUCUUUGCUAAGAUAAUAGGCAUGGUGGUCUCUUCUUCAGUUAACUUCGGCAUGACAUGGUGGAUACUCUCAAGCGUGGAGAACAUCUGUGACUUGACCAAGCUGCCGAAAGGGAGCCCAUGGACAUGCCCCAGUGAACAUGUGGGCAACUCCAUAUUAGCCAUAUGGGGUGUGGUGGGCCCUUCCCGCAUGUUUGCACCAUAUGGGCAAUACUCGAUUAUGUACAUCUUCUUCCUUGUUGGCUUGCUGGGCCCAGUGGUUGUGUGGAUCAUGACGCUUGUUUUCCCUACAAAGAAGUGGAUCAGACUCAUCAACGUUCCAACUAUAUUACUGACCGCAACUUACAUGCCCCCGGUUAGUGCAUUGCACUUCUGGUCAUGGUUCCCAGUGGUUAUCUUCUUCAACUAUGUGGUGUAUAGGAAGUAUAAAGGGUGGUGGGCCAAGUACAACUACAUCUUAUCAGCAGCGUUGGAUUCUGGGACUGCUUUUAUGGCUCUUUUCACAAGUUUCACACUCCAGAGUGAGGGUGUGUAUGGGUUAGAUUGGUGGGGAUUGCCUUUGGAUGAUCAUUGCCCACUAGCAAAGUGCCCCACAGCCCCUGGUAUACAGGUUGACGGUUGCCCAGUUUUUCAUUAACAUGGUUUUUGGAAUGUAUUUA